Molecule: messenger RNA, 651 nt
Organism: Fraxinus pennsylvanica
Lineage: Eukaryota; Viridiplantae; Streptophyta; Magnoliopsida; Lamiales; Oleaceae
Source: the annotation of a GenBank genome assembly
AUGCAGGAAAACUACAUGGAUUAUCUGCCUCGUAUGUCGUGGACUGGCUAUCGUCCACGUUCUUCGGCUCGUCCUAUACAAGAUAGGGAAGAAACUGAGAGAUACUUGAUGUAUUCGGAUCAAACAUCGCUCGUUUCAGUUGAUAGCACCGUUGUAUCUGAUGAGAUGAUUGCUCCUCAUCCUAUACAAGUAAGCGCAGUGAGAGGCUUGAGGCAUUCGGAUCAGACAGGGAUUGGUUCAGAUAAUCACCUUGUCAUAUUUGAUGAUUUUUUUCCGACGUUCAGAGGGGUUAUACAGAAUUAUAGUAGAGAAACGAGUUUCUCAGAAGAAACUGAUUCAGAUGAUGACGGAGUCAUGUUUGACGAAUUUCCUAAUGAGAUGGGAGAGCUUGAUUGGUACGGUAGUAGUACUCAUAUUGGUUUCUCAGAAGAAACAAUUCGACAGCACUUGAAAACAAGAAAUUUUGUUAACAUCGAAGCGGAGAAUGCCAUCGAUGAAAGUCCGGAAGUUUGUGUAGUAUGUCAAUGUGAAUACGAAAAAAAUGAGAAUGUGGGAAGUCUUGUUUGCGGACAUGAAUACCAUGUUGAUUGCAUAAAGAAGUGGUUGUCUCAAGAAACAUGUUGUCCCAUCUGUAGAGCCAAAGCAUUCUAG